AUGGCAGCGCAGGAGUCGGGAGCAACGGCGGCGGCGCCUUGCGUCAGCCGCUUGCGCCUGCGCGUUGGCCGCUCUCGCGCCAGCUUUCUGGUGGCUCCCGGCGCUCGCUCCGUCACUGCCGCGGCGUCGCCGGACGGCGCGAGACGGAUCCGGCUCAGCCUGAGGGUGGGAAGGAUGGAGGCGGCGGAGGAGCAGAUUGGUACUGGGGAAGGGAAGAGGAAGGAAGCGGGAAAGAAGAAGAGCAAGGAGCUAGCUGCUGAUGGUGGCUGCGCAGAGCUGAAUCCAUGGCCUGGAUAUAUUAACCAGCGUCUAGAGAUGUACCAUAAACUUAAAGCAGAACAUGACUCGCUUCUGGCAGAACGAGCUGCUAAAGAAAGCCAGCCCAUUAAAGUUACCUUACCUGAUGGUAAUAUUAUUAAUGCUCAGUCCUGGAAGACAACACCAUACCAAAUUGCUUGUGGAAUCAGUCAAGGCUUGGCUGACAGCACUGUCAUUGCUCGAGUGAACAAAGUGGUUUGGGAUCUAGAUCGUCCUUUGGAGGGAGACUGUACCUUGGAACUGCUCAAAUUUGAUGAUGAAGAGGCACAAGCGGUGUACUGGCAUUCCAGUGCCCACAUAAUGGGCGAAGCCAUGGAGAGAAUAUAUGGUGGCUGUUUGUGUUACGGUCCCCCUAUAGAGAAUGGAUUUUAUUAUGAUAUGUUCCUUGAAGAUGGGGGUGUCUCUAGCAAUGAUUUUCCUGCUUUGGAGGGACUGUGCAAGAAAAUAAUGAAGGAGAAGCAACUUUUUGAGCGGCUAGAAGUUAAAAAGGAAACUUUACUUGAAAUGUUUAAGUAUAAUAAGUUCAAGUGUCGGAUCUUGAAUGAAAAAGUCAACACUCCAACUACUACAGUAUACAGGUGUGGGCCCUUGAUUGAUCUCUGCCGGGGGCCUCACGUCAGACAUACUGGUAAAAUAAAGGCAUUAAAAGUACAUAAGAAUUCCUCAACAUAUUGGGAGGGAAAAUCUGACAUGGAAACCCUGCAGAGGAUUUACGGAAUUUCAUUCCCAGAUGCAAAAAUGCUGAAAGAAUGGGAAAAGUUCCAAGAGGAAGCAAAGAACAGAGAUCACAGAAAAAUUGGACGGGACCAAGAACUAUAUUUCUUCCACGAACUCAGUCCUGGUAGCUGCUUUUUCUUACCAAAGGGGGCUUACAUCUAUAACACACUGAUAGAAUUCAUCAGGAGUGAAUAUCGAAAACGAGGAUUCCAGGAAGUCGUCUCUCCAAAUGUCUACAAUAGCAAGCUCUGGAUGACUUCGGGGCACUGGCAGCAUUACAGCGACAACAUGUUUUCCUUUGAAGUGGAAAAAGAGAUCUUUGCUCUGAAACCGAUGAACUGCCCCGGACACUGCCUCAUGUUUGAUCACCGGCCGAGAUCCUGGCGGGAGCUGCCCCUGCGAUUAGCUGACUUUGGAGUUCUCCACCGUAACGAGUUGUCAGGGACGCUGACCGGGCUCACCAGAGUGAGGCGGUUUCAGCAGGACGACGCUCACAUAUUCUGUGCCAUGGAGCAGAUUGAAAGUGAGAUAAAGAACUGUCUGCAGUUCCUGCGCACCGUCUAUGACGUGUUCGGCUUUUCUUUCAAACUCAACCUCUCUACCCGUCCUGAAAAGUAUCUUGGAGACAUUGAAGUGUGGAAUCAUGCUGAAAAGCAACUUGAAAAUAGCUUGAAUGAAUUUGGUGAGAAAUGGGAAUUGAACCCUGGAGAUGGAGCUUUCUAUGGGCCAAAGAUUGACAUUCAGAUUAAAGAUGCCAUUGGCCGGUACCACCAGUGUGCUACGAUCCAGUUAGAUUUCCAGCUCCCAAUCAGGUUUAAUCUCACAUAUGUGAGUCAUGAUAGCGCUGACAAGAAAAGACCAGUGAUUAUUCAUCGUGCUAUCUUGGGAUCUGUGGAGAGGAUGAUCGCUAUCUUGACAGAAAACUAUGCAGGCAAAUGGCCUCUCUGGCUGUCUCCUCAGCAAGUGAUGGUGGUACCAGUUGGACCAACAUGUGAUGAGUAUGCACAAAAGGUGAAGCAACAGUUCCAUGAUGCUGGGCUAAUGGCGGAUGUUGAUGUGGAUCCCGGCUGCACAUUGAACAAGAAGAUAAGAAAUGCGCAGCUUGCACAGUACAACUUUAUUUUAGUUGUGGGUGAAAAGGAGAAGGCGAGUGGAACAGUAAAUAUUCGCACCAGAGACAACAAGGUUCAUGGCGAACGCACAGUGGCUGGAACCGUGGAGAGGCUGUUGCAGCUGAAAGCCUCUCGUUGUAAAAACGCAGAAGAAGAGUUUUAGCCAAGC
Messenger RNA from Euleptes europaea (tarantolino), 2316 nucleotides. It is a transcript of the gene TARS1, whose product is annotated as threonyl-tRNA synthetase 1. The record is from RefSeq and is a predicted model, not a curated record. The coding region runs from base 1 to 2310 and encodes 769 amino acids. NCBI's taxonomy places the organism in Eukaryota, Metazoa, Chordata, Lepidosauria, Squamata, Sphaerodactylidae. The transcript has 19 exons. Gene Ontology annotation, molecular function: threonine-tRNA ligase activity; ATP binding. Gene Ontology annotation, cellular component: cytoplasm. Gene Ontology annotation, biological process: threonyl-tRNA aminoacylation.